GUGGUGGUAAUCGCAUUCAAGCUCUUGUUCUUACAAAUUUGAUUAACUUUGAGGUCCAAGUUGGAAGUUUCUGAUCAUAUAAGAUUAAGAGGAAACUUGGAAAUGGAGGAUUUGGACACAUGAAUGCACCAGUCCCUAAUGAAAGAACGGGUACUGGAGCAAUAGAGGUCACAAGUGUUGGAAUAAAUACUGAAUGGGGAUUACUUAUGACCAGUAUCUCCGAAGAUAAUGGCGAGGAAACACCAUUAGAGCUACGUUUGAAUGGAGUUGUAACAUUUAUUGGCAUGGUUGGGCUUGUGUUGGCUCUAGUUGUUCUUGUUGUCCUUCUUGCAAGGUAUUUUACUGGACAUAGUAAAAAUCCAGAUGAAAGCGUGCAGUUUAUUAAAAUUUUCACGGUUGCGGAAUCUCAAAAAGAGGAUCCAAUAUUAUACAAGGCAAUGUGUACAGCAACAUUGGAGGAGGAUGGUGGCAGUUUGCAAGCUAUUAACUUCGCUUGUCUCUUACGCACCACGUACAUAUUGGUUUUACACUAG
Messenger RNA from Lactuca saligna, 533 nucleotides. The record is from the annotation of a GenBank genome assembly. NCBI's taxonomy places the organism in Eukaryota, Viridiplantae, Streptophyta, Magnoliopsida, Asterales, Asteraceae.